Messenger RNA from Dentiscutata heterogama, 666 nucleotides. NCBI's taxonomy places the organism in Eukaryota, Fungi, Glomeromycota, Glomeromycetes, Diversisporales, Gigasporaceae. The record is from the annotation of a GenBank genome assembly.
AUGUCUUCUGAACUAUUAUUUGAUUUUUCUCAGGAAAUUUUAAACUUAUUAACCGGUAGUGAUGAAUAUGAUGUGAUAAUUUAUGUUGGAAAGGGCGAAAACGAAAAAACCCUUCAGGCUCAUUCGUUAAUCUUAAAGGCUAGAAGUAGUUAUUAUAAAGCUGCUUUAUCCAAACAAUGGACUAAAAAAGAAGGUGAUUCCAACAUUUUAAGACACCCUGAUAUUGCUUCAAAUGUUUUCGAAAUCAUUCUUAAAUUUUCUCAAAUGUCUAGAGGCAAUAUUUACGAUAAAGUUUGGCCGUUAAGAGAAAUUCUAUCUCCAAAAUUAGUAGAUGAUAUUGUCAAAUAUCAUUUGAAGGAUAUUAGUGAAUCUACGUUAGUUGGUUCGGGACAUUUGGAAACCGGUGAAAGUUUUCUGUUCUCAUUUGGAAAUAGAGAUCUAUUAGAAGAUGCAAAGAUCAGUAAAGUUAUGAGAGCUGGUUAUGCUAUCACCUUGAAGGACGAAAGAUAUGGCCCUUGUUUCGGUGAUAAAGAUCUUUGGAUGAAUGGUAACUUUGAUCAGCCCAAUAGUUGUAGUUCUCAACGAGACGAUUACGAAAGCCAGAUCACAGGAAAUCAAAAAUUCUUUGUUUCUGAAUAUGAAGUUUUUAAGAUCAUUAAGAAAUAA